AUGUUAAAUAAAGAUUUGAUUAAAAAGAAUAAAAAAAUAAACAAUUUACAAGAUUUUCUACCAUUAAAAACAUAUGAAAUUUAUUCAAUUGAUGAAACAACAUCAGUAAAUACAAUAGAAGAAUUAAUUACAAUAGCAAAACGAACAUAUGUAGUGACAUUAUUUUCAUAUGAUGAUAACAAGUUAAAUAUACAUUAUCUACAAAUAGAAUUGAUACAAAAUCAAAAAUCAAUUAUAAUAAAUGUUGAAUUUUUUUUUGGACAUAAUCUAUUAUUACCACAAUUAGAGGAAUUUUUAUCGGUUAUAUUUCAUCCAUCAAAAUUAAUUCAAGUUUGGGGCAAUAUAAAUAGAUUUAGAUAUGACAUUAAUUUCAAUCUAAUCUAUAAUCGACAUGAUAUUCGAAAUUGUAAUUUCGUUGAUAUACAGAAUGAUUUUGAAAUAUGGUAUAAUAACACUUUUCAACAUAAUCAUCAAAAUUCUGAUCAAGAACUUGAUUUUCAUCAUACAACAGAUACUUCUGCACAAUGUUUAUGUUCAUAUCAUUCAUUAACAAGUUCAACUAAUAAAAAUCAAUGGUCUCUUAAAAAUGCUAUCGAAUAUACAUUUCAAGAAAAUUUUAAUUAUUCCAAUUUGCAUCCUUAUCAAUGUCUAGCAAUAACAAAACUUGCAAUUAUUAUUUUUGAAAAAUGGGAUUAUACAAAAACUCAAGAUUAUUUCAAAAAUAAAUCAUAUGAAACAAAAAAGUAG
Molecule: messenger RNA, 747 nt
Organism: Rotaria sp. Silwood1
Lineage: Eukaryota; Metazoa; Rotifera; Eurotatoria; Philodinida; Philodinidae
Source: the annotation of a GenBank genome assembly